GAACCCUCCCAUCCUCAAACAUCCAUGGUCUCCCCCGUUCCAAACUCCAUAGCCCACCCAACGUAACUAACCCGUAGGACCCAAAUGGCUCCGAGAAACGGAUCCAGUUCAGUUAACCAGGAUUCCAGCUCCAAGGAGAUUCGUUUCAGAGGGGUGAGGAAGCGUCCAUGGGGUCGCUACGCCGCCGAGAUCCGCGACCCAGGUAAGAAGACGCGCGUCUGGCUCGGCACUUUUGACACUGCCGAGGAGGCAGCACGUGCCUACGACGCUGCUGCCCGCGAGUUCCGAGGCGUUAAGGCGAAGACCAACUUCCCCAACCCCUCCUCCGACCUCACCUCCCUCAGCCAGCACCACAACAAUAACAACAAUACGCGCAGCCCAAGCCAGAGCAGCACCGUCGACUCCUCGUCCCCACCACCGCCGCCCCUCGACCUCACUCUGGGAGGCGCGGUCCAUUUCCCCUCCGGUUCGGCUCGGUUCCCUGCCGGUGGUGCGGUCGGUUUUCCCCUCGUUACGGCUGUGCGUCCAGUCUACUUUUUCAACCCAGUCGCCAAUAUGAGCGGGAAUCACCGCGACUUGUGCAGGUUCGAUCGGGCAGAGACGGAUUUCAAGCAAAUCGUGGGUGGUGGGGCCCACAGCGACUCCGAUUCAUCUUCCGUCGUCGAUUUUGAUCAUACUCCCACCCAUAGACUGCUCGACCUUGACCUCAACCUUCCUCCCCCGGAGGUUGCCUGAUUUCGCCAAAUUUUCUUGAUCUCCGGCGAAGAUCCGAGUUUUCCUGUCGUUUAGCUUCAGUGUUGGCAUUUGUUUCUACGCUUUUUUACUUCUUUUUGUUUCCGAUCGAGAUGGCAAGUAGAUCUCGUUAGAUAAAGAGAAAGCUAGCUGACAUGUUGUAUGGAUUCGCUGAUGAUGAUUGUGAUCCGUAUAUGUACAUAGAUAACCAAUCCUCCGUAUUUUUGCAACUGAGACAGAUUUCUCAUGGUUGUUCUGCAAUCUAUUGUUGUUAUUAGUUAUAUGUUCGAUCUUUGUAGAAGAAUGAAAAUCAACGAUUUUCUUGUUCCA
Carya illinoinensis is the source of this 1062-nucleotide messenger RNA. Its product is annotated as ethylene-responsive transcription factor 4-like. Gene Ontology annotation, biological process: regulation of DNA-templated transcription. Gene Ontology annotation, molecular function: DNA-binding transcription factor activity; DNA binding. Lineage: Eukaryota; Viridiplantae; Streptophyta; Magnoliopsida; Fagales; Juglandaceae. Bases 85 to 735 code for a protein of 216 amino acids. The record is from RefSeq and is a predicted model, not a curated record. The transcript has a single exon.